UCUUAAGUGGCCGCGGAGAGUCCAGGGCCGCUUCCCCGGGGAAGGGGGCACUGGAGAAGCCCGGAGGUGGGGGUCUGCGCGAGGUGACUGAGGCUGUGAGAGUUGAGGCCGGCGCUGCUGGCGGCGGCGGCUGCGCGGUGAACUAGGCGGCCUUCGCGGUGGGGCACGGAGCCCCGAUCCCCGGCCCGGUCGCGCUCGCGGAUCCUCAGCCCCGGGAUCCGACUCUGGCCCCGGCCCCAGCCCAGAGCAGCCAGGGACGGAUGGCGCGGGACGGCCGGCGCCCGCAGCGCUGAGCCCUGCGCGGGCCAUGGCCGCGGCGUGCGGGGCGCCGGGCCCGGGGGGCGCCGGGUCCGGGGGCGCGCUGGGCAGCCCGGCCCCCGCCUGGUACCACCGCGACCUGAGCCGCGCCGCCGCCGAGGAACUGCUGGCUCGGGCGGGCCGCGAUGGCAGCUUCCUGGUCCGCGACAGCGAGAGUGUGGCGGGGGCCUUCGCGCUCUGCGUCCUAUAUCAGAAGCAUGUGCAUACUUACCGCAUUCUGCCUGAUGGAGAAGACUUUCUGGCCGUGCAGACCUCGCAGGGCGUGCCUGUGCGCCGCUUCCAGACGCUGGGUGAGCUCAUCGGCCUGUAUGCCCAGCCCAACCAAGGCCUCGUGUGUGCCCUGCUGCUGCCUGUGGAGCGGGAGCGGGAGCUGGACCCCCCAGAUGACCGUGACGCCUCAGAUGGGGAGGAUGAGAAGCCCCCACUGCCCCCACGCUCUGGCUCCACCAGCAUUUCUGCUCCCAUGGGGCCCAGCAGCCCCCCGCCAGUCCCCGAGAGCCCUGCAACUCCAGCUGCUGAGAGUGCCCCCAAUGGGCUGAGCACUGUCUCGCACGAGUACCUGAAGGGUAGCUAUGGGCUGGACCUGGAGGCCGUGCGGGGUGGAGCCAGCAACCUGCCUCACCUCACCCGCACCCUCACCACCUCAUGCCGGAGGCUGCACAGUGAGGUAGACAAGGUCCUGUCAGGCCUGGAGAUCCUGUCCAAGGUGUUUGACCAGCAGAGCUCACCUAUGGUGACCCGCCUUUUGCAGCAGCAGAGCGCACCGCAGACUGGGGAGCAGGAACUAGAGAGCCUGGUGAUGAAGUUGUCGGUGCUAAAGGACUUCCUGUCUGGUAUCCAGAAGAAGGCCCUGAAGGCCCUGCAGGACAUGAGCUCCACAGCACCCCCAGCUCCACAGCAGCCAUCCACACGUAAGGCCAAGACCAUCCCUGUGCAGGCCUUCGAGGUGAAGCUGGAUGUGACCCUGGGUGACCUGACCAAAAUUGGGAAGUCACAGAAGUUCACGCUGAGCGUGGAUGUGGAGGGUGGGCGGCUGGUGCUGCUGCGGAGGCAGCGGGACUCGCAGGAGGACUGGACAACCUUCACGCACGACCGCAUCCGUCAGCUCAUUAAGUCCCAGCGUGUCCAGAACAAACUGGGUGUUGUGUUUGAGAAGGAGAAGGACCGGACCCAGCGCAAGGACUUCAUCUUUGUCAGUGCCAGAAAGCGGGAGGCCUUCUGCCAGCUGCUACAGCUCAUGAAGAAUAAGCACUCCAAGCAGGAUGAGCCCGACAUGAUCUCUGUUUUCAUAGGCACCUGGAACAUGGGAAGUGUGCCACCUCCGAAAAACGUGACAUCUUGGUUCACAUCGAAGGGUCUUGGGAAGGCCCUUGAUGAGGUCACAGUGACCAUACCGCAUGACAUCUAUGUCUUUGGGACCCAGGAGAACUCGGUGGGCGACCGCGAGUGGCUGGACCUACUGCGCGGGGGCCUUAAGGAACUCACAGAUCUGGAUUACCGCCCGAUUGCCAUGCAGUCCCUGUGGAACAUCAAGGUGGCUGUGCUGGUCAAGCCUGAGCACGAGAACCGCAUCAGUCACGUCAGUACCUCCAGCGUGAAGACUGGCAUCGCCAACACCCUGGGGAACAAGGGAGCUGUGGGUGUCUCCUUCAUGUUCAAUGGUACCUCGUUUGGGUUUGUGAACUGCCACCUCACUUCAGGAAAUGAGAAGACUGCUCGGCGAAACCAGAACUACCUGGACAUCCUGCGGCUGCUCUCGCUGGGCGACCGGCAGCUCAGUGCCUUCGACAUCUCUCUGCGUUUCACUCACCUUUUUUGGUUCGGGGACCUAAACUACCGCCUGGACAUGGAUAUCCAGGAGAUCCUGAACUAUAUCAGCAGGAAGGAGUUUGAGCCCUUGCUCAGGGUGGACCAGCUCAACUUGGAGCGGGAGAAGCACAAGGUCUUCCUUCGAUUCAGUGAGGAGGAGAUCUCCUUCCCACCUACCUACCGUUAUGAGCGGGGUUCCCGGGACACGUAUGCCUGGCACAAGCAGAAGCCAACUGGGGUCCGGACCAAUGUGCCCUCAUGGUGUGACCGGAUUCUGUGGAAAUCCUACCCUGAGACCCACAUCAUCUGCAAUUCCUAUGGUUGCACCGAUGACAUAGUCACCAGUGACCACUCCCCUGUGUUUGGAACAUUUGAAGUUGGAGUAACCUCUCAGUUCAUCUCCAAGAAAGGACUCUCGAAGACUUCAGACCAGGCCUACAUUGAGUUUGAGAGCAUCGAGGCCAUUGUGAAGACUGCCAGCCGCACCAAGUUCUUCAUUGAAUUCUACUCCACCUGCCUGGAGGAGUACAAGAAGAGCUUUGAGAACGAUGCCCAGAGCAGUGAUAACAUCAACUUCCUCAAGGUGCAGUGGUCCUCACGCCAGCUGCCCACGCUAAAGCCCAUUCUGGCUGACAUCGAGUACCUGCAGGAUCAGCACCUCCUGCUUACAGUCAAGUCCAUGGACGGCUAUGAAUCCUACGGGGAGUGCGUGGUUGCACUCAAGUCCAUGAUUGGCAGCACAGCCCAGCAGUUCUUGACCUUCCUGUCCCACCGGGGCGAGGAGACAGGCAACAUCCGUGGCUCCAUGAAGGUGCGGGUGCCCACGGAGCGCCUGGGCACCCGUGAACGCCUCUAUGAGUGGAUCAGCAUUGAUAAGGACGAGGCAGGAGCAAAGAGCAAAGCUCCCUCCGUGUCACGGGGCAGCCAGGAGCCCAGGUCGGGGAGCCGCAAGCCAGCCCCCGCAGAGGCCCCCUGCCCUCUGUCCAAGUUAUUCGAAGAACCGGAGAAACCGCCACCAACGGGGAGGCCCCCAGCUCCACCCCGAGCAGCUCCCCGGGAGGAGCCCCUGACCUCCAGGUCCAAGCCAGAGGGGGCUCCAGAGCUGGAAGGGGUUGUGGCCCCUCCACCCAAGAACAGCUUCAACAACCCUGCCUACUACGUCCUUGAGGGGGUCCCGCAUCAGCUGCUGCCCCCGGAGCCACCCUCACCUGCCAGGGCCCCAGUCCCACCUGCUGCCAAGAACAAAGUGGCCAUCACAGUGCCUGCCCCUCAGCUUGGGUGCCACCGGCCCCCUCGUGUGGGAGAGGGCAGCUCAUCAGAUGAGGAGUCCGGGGGCACACUGCCCCCUCCAGACUUUCCACCCCCACCGCUGCCGGACUCGGCCAUCUUCCUGCCCCCUAGCCUGGAUCCUUUGCCAGGCCCAGUGGUCUGGGGCCGCAGUGGGGGUGAGGCCCGGGGUCCACCACCUCCCAAGGCCCACCCAAGGCCCCCACUGCCCCCAGGCCCCUCACCUGGCAGCACUUUCCUGGGGGAGGUAGCCAGUGGGGAUGACCGCUCCUGUUCCGUGCUGCAAAUGGCUAAGACACUGAGUGAAGUGGACUACGCCCCUGCUGGGCCUGGCCGCUCGGCGCUCCUCCCAAGUCCCCUGGAGUUGCAGCCGUCCCGGGGACUGCCCUUGGACUAUGGCCGGCCCCUCAGCUUCCCUCCACCCCGCAUCCGGGAGAGCAUCCAGGAGGACUUGGCAGAGGAGGCUCCAUGCCCGCAGGGCGGGCGGGCCGGCGGGCUGGGCGAAGCGGGCAUGGGUGCCUGGCUGCGGGCCAUCGGCUUGGAGCGCUAUGAGGAAGGCCUGCUGCACAAUGGCUGGGACGACCUGGAGUUUCUCAGCGACAUCACUGAGGAGGAUCUGGAGGAAGCUGGGGUGCAGGACCCGGCUCACAAGCGCCUCCUCCUGGAUACUCUUCAGCUCAGCAAGUGAUGGCAAAGGCCAAGAAGCUGCGGGCUCAGCGCCUCCCGGGCUCCCAGGAAGGCCCAGCCAUAGCCCCGGGGUUGAAAAGAUAGGAGGGGCGGGGCAGUGCUUUUCUGCCUAUUUAUUGGGGAGCCACGUUCCCCACUGCCCAGUCAGUUGGAGGGCCCUGAUUGGGACAUCCAGCCCCCCCACCUUACAGGCCCAGGGCUUGGGAGAUCAGUUGUCACGGUUACCAGGAGUCUUGGUUACUUUGGUGCUGUCCUCCCUUUCUGUACCCCUCCUCCCAGCCCCAGGGGUGCCCGUGUGUGAGGGGAUAAGUUGGGUACGUCAGGGCCCCCAUUUUCACCGCUGUUUCUGUUGCCCUUCGUGGGGCCCGAACCACAAGGGGAGGGGGUCAGCUAGGGCCUCCCCCUAGUCCCCCUGCUCUGGGGGUGUCCGUCCGGAUAUUAUGGACGUUCAGAGAUGAAGGAACAGCCUGAGGACUGGGCUGAGGUUUAUUUAAACUUUUCCGCGUGGGUCUGGGGAGGGAGGGCACCUUAAUCUUAUUGGGGUCGGUUGGGGGGUGGGGAUAGGCUCUCAGCCAUAUAAUGGCAGUUUGCUUGGUUCUCGCUGGGGCGGGUCUAAACCUCCCUGCGCUGGGCAAGCAUGGCAAGCGAGUCCGGGGUGCCUCGCUAGUGGCAACUGGGGACAGGGCUCUUGCAGCGACCCUGUCCCCAUCCUGGGCACGCAGAAGGCCGCCCGCAUAUCUUCAAUAAAUUAAGUUUUAUUUGACUCGA
Messenger RNA from Choloepus didactylus (southern two-toed sloth), 4869 nucleotides. It is a transcript of the gene INPPL1, whose product is annotated as inositol polyphosphate phosphatase like 1. The transcript has 29 exons. Gene Ontology annotation, molecular function: phosphatase activity; protein binding. Gene Ontology annotation, biological process: phosphatidylinositol dephosphorylation. Bases 308 to 4102 code for a protein of 1264 amino acids. NCBI's taxonomy places the organism in Eukaryota, Metazoa, Chordata, Mammalia, Pilosa, Megalonychidae. The record is from RefSeq and is a predicted model, not a curated record.